Passer domesticus (house sparrow) is the source of this 5235-nucleotide messenger RNA. It is a transcript of the gene GNA11, whose product is annotated as G protein subunit alpha 11. Gene Ontology annotation, cellular component: heterotrimeric G-protein complex. The record is from RefSeq and is a predicted model, not a curated record. The transcript has 7 exons. Gene Ontology annotation, biological process: phospholipase C-activating dopamine receptor signaling pathway; adenylate cyclase-modulating G protein-coupled receptor signaling pathway; action potential. Gene Ontology annotation, molecular function: G-protein beta/gamma-subunit complex binding; guanyl nucleotide binding; GTPase activity. Lineage: Eukaryota; Metazoa; Chordata; Aves; Passeriformes; Passeridae. The coding region runs from base 56 to 1135 and encodes 359 amino acids.
GUCGGUGCCGGGGGGGUGGGGGGGUGGGCGGGGGCGUCCCGGCCGCGGCGCGACCAUGACUCUGGAGUCCAUGAUGGCCUGUUGCCUGAGCGACGAGGUGAAGGAGUCGAAGCGCAUCAACGCCGAGAUCGAGAAGCAGCUGCGGAGGGACAAGCGCGACGCGCGGCGCGAGCUGAAGCUGCUGCUGCUGGGCACUGGGGAGAGUGGGAAAAGCACGUUCAUUAAGCAAAUGCGUAUAAUUCAUGGCUCAGGCUACUCUGAAGAAGACAAAAAAGGCUUCACCAAGCUGGUGUACCAAAACAUCUUCACUGCCAUGCAGUCUAUGAUAAGAGCCAUGGAAACCCUGAAGAUUCUGUACAAAUAUGAACAGAACAAGGCCAAUGCAGUGCUGAUCCGAGAAGUGGAUGUAGAAAAGGUCAUGACAUUUGAGCAGCCAUAUGUAAGUGCAAUUAAAACAUUGUGGAAUGACCCUGGAAUACAAGAGUGUUAUGACAGGAGAAGAGAAUAUCAACUUUCUGACUCAGCUAAAUACUAUCUCAGCGAUGUGGAUCGUAUUGCUACCCCAGGAUAUCUACCAACUCAGCAAGAUGUGCUACGGGUUAGAGUCCCUACAACCGGGAUCAUAGAGUACCCCUUUGACCUAGAGAAUAUUAUCUUCAGAAUGGUGGAUGUUGGAGGUCAGAGAUCAGAACGAAGGAAGUGGAUCCAUUGCUUUGAAAAUGUGACUUCCAUCAUGUUUUUAGUAGCACUUAGUGAAUAUGACCAAGUUCUGGUGGAAUCUGAUAAUGAGAACCGGAUGGAAGAGAGUAAAGCUCUCUUUCGAACCAUUAUAACUUACCCAUGGUUCCAAAACUCUUCUGUCAUCCUCUUUCUCAACAAGAAAGAUUUGUUGGAAGACAAGAUCCUGUAUUCCCACCUUGUUGACUAUUUCCCAGAGUUUGAUGGCCCACAGAGGGAUGCACAGGCAGCCCGUGAGUUCAUCCUCAAGAUGUUUGUGGAUUUAAAUCCCGACAGUGAUAAAAUCAUCUAUUCCCAUUUCACAUGUGCCACAGACACAGAAAACAUCCGUUUCGUCUUUGCAGCUGUCAAGGACACCAUCCUACAGCUCAACCUGAAGGAGUACAACCUGGUUUGACCUGCUCUGCUCUUGCCCCUUGAGAGGCUUCUUUGUGAAGAAAAGACAAAAAAAUGAAAUUUUAAAUAUGACAGGAAAAAAAAAAAAGUUUUAAUUUUUGAUGAUGUAAUGAUUGCAAAUUGUCUGAUCUGUGGAGUGGCAAGUGCUCGGUGUUAUCCUGGAGUCUCAUGUCUCUGUCCACAGAGUAGUUGAUUUCAUAUUUUUAACAAAUUGCUUUUAUGUCACAGUUAACGGGGAUAUGCCUCAUUUCUUCAGCACCUUGCUUACUUCUUAAUUUUUGCCAAGCAGCUAAGGCAGCCUCAUCUUGAUCUUUCCUUUGUUGCUAAGCCACUUUUUUUUUUUUUCCCCCCCCUUUCAUCCCCAUGGUAUAUGUAGAGAAAAACAAAAAUCCCCAACACUUUCCAGCUGAGAUUGUGAAUUCACUGGACUGUGGGAGUGCAGAAUGCUACUGGUCCCUUUGCCUUGUGCUAUAGGGUGCCUCUGGUGUAAUUUGCUAAUCCUGCUUCCUUGCCCUCCUUCUUUCCCUUCCCCAGGACACGCUCCAUGGUUCACUGUGAUGAAAUGUUGGGGAGGAGCGAUUGCUCUCCAACUAUUGUGCAAAAAAAAAAAGAGAAAAAGGCAAAACAAACAAACAAAAAAAAAAGCCAUCACUUUUCCAUUCUUUAUAUGUUCUGAGUAAUUUUUUGUUAUCAAUUAUAAAAGGUAUGGAGACUGUGAUUUUUUUUUUAAAUUAUUGAUGUUCUAUACAUAGUUUGCUAUGUGUUGCUGUAUUUUGUUCAUGGACUACAAAUGAUGGAAGCUCUUGGAGCAAUAGCUGCUGAGCCUGGGGAAGUGCCUGACUGUAAUUGUUCUUUUUUUAUUUCAUUUUUAUUUCUUUUUUUAUUUCUUUUUUUAUUUUCUUUCCCCACACACACAAACACAUCCCACCCACACCACAAGCACGUGGCCAUGUGUGCACAAGGCUCAGUCUGCAGAGAGGAACUGUUUUGUUGGGUAGAGUUUUUGACAUCAAUGAGCAACUUCUCUAUGCAGCAGUUACCAAAAGCACACUGAGUGGUUGUGGCAUUCCAGCAUCAGACUUUGCCUGGAUUGAAAACCUUAGUCUUGUGCCAUCCUCUAGGUCUUUUCUUGCUGCCUAAUAGCAAUCAAGCCUUGUUUUAUUGCAUUUUGUGCCAGUGUGUGAAUGACUUGGUAAGAAUUCCUCAGCCUUGUCCAGCUUGCAGAGUUUCAGAGGACCAGAGCUGGAGGGUGGCAGGCUCUGCUGGGAUUCUUACUUGGAGGGAGCAGCACUUCUGUCCCUCCUCUUGAUGCAUUCCCCUCUGUGUCCCUCUUUGGAGGAGUAUGGGAUCCUCUUUGGAAGACUUGCACACAUCCUUGCUGCAGGGUGCCUGAGAUCAUGGUGGUGGCAGUGGUUAAUUGGUAGCAGUGGUUAAUUGGUAGCAGUGGUUGAUUGGUAGCAGUGGUUGAUUGUUGUGGCUGCUGCAGAAUGCAGAGAGCCCUGCCCUGGCUGCACUUGGUGCAGCAGGAGAGGAGGAGAGAGGCAGCAGCUCUAGCUGCAAGGCAGAGUGGAUGCAGUUGUGGGUUCUGAAUGCCACCUGAACCUCCACUGAGCAGGGUGAGACGAAGCCUUUGCACAUUGGGAGCUUUAUUUUGCAGGAGCUGAGGCAAGUCAAGGUGCUGCAGGGCUGCUGCCAGCCCGGGAGGAAGAAGUGCAUUGGCAAGGCAGGGAGAGGAGAGUGGGAAGCAGGAGGUGAGACCCACGUGUGGACGUGUGUCAGUCAGCCAUCACUGAUGCUUCUGGUUCAAUUCCAACACUUAGCAUUGGGUCCAAAUUCUCUGGAUCAACCAGAUUGCCCCCUUGAAGGCUGCCAGUAGAAAAAAGACUAAACGAGCUGCACUGUUGGAGGGGGCUGUUGAUAUUUUGUCUCUUUUGUAGACAGAGCACUACAUCAGUGUUUUGCACAACGUUGUAAGAGUAAAUCUAACUGUCUGAGAUGCUUAAGAUGCUUUGAUCUAGAACACUAAACUGUGGAGGGACGUAAUUUUGAAUAAUUCUGUUGCUAGGUCCCUCAUUUUCCAGAGUAGGCAAGUGAAGCCUCUGUGUGCUCAGAGCCAGCUCUGCUCCAGGUGAUUACAGAGCUCCAGUUGGAACAGUAGCCAUGGGACCAACAGUUGAAGAGCCAGUCUGAGUGGUGAUGCUGAGGGAAACAUAGCAUCUCUUUAGACUAGCCAUGCUCUGGACUGCAUUUAACCCUUGGGAGGAAUGAGGAGGGAUUCCCAUGUGUCAGACAGCUUUGCAUCAAUUUUACUGCUUUUUUUUUUUUUCAUCUUUAUGCCAAAAUGAUCCAGUUUGUAGAAAUUGUCUUAUAAAGAGGAAUUUAUAAUCAUCUUCAUGUAUUCUAAGUGCUGUUCCUCUGAAGCAGACAGCAGCACCAACCUCUUCUGCUUCUGUGAUCCUUUUGUAAAUGGUUCACACUACAGCUGUUGCCAGCAAUGAGCCUGGCACUGAGAUACACAGGUUCUUGGAAAAUAACUUCCCAGAAGUUUCUCUUUUCCAAGGUGAAUGAUGGUGGUACUUCCACUUGAAUCAGAAACUUUUUUCGUCUCGUUUUGUACCUUCCCCUUUCUUUAAGAGCUGCUGCCCUGGCACAGGAGGAGGGAUCUUGGCAUCUGUCUCUUGCAGAGUGACUCUGCAUCCUGGCAGGCAACUGUGGGAGGCUGUGGGCACAAGGAUUUAGGGAAUGUGCUGUACCUUGUGGGGCACCUGCUUGGGGUGGCUGUAGGCUGGGAAGUGGCUCGGGGCAGGGAGGGGAGGGCUGAGCAUUGCUCAGUGGCUCUUGAGUUCAGAAACCUCCUCUGGACUGGGGUAGGACCGGGUCAGACCUGUCCACGUCACCUGGAGUUGUCUGUGACUGUAUCAUGUGUGAGAAGAUAGCAGUGUUAGCACGUGCUUUCCUUAGUGAGCAGCUGCUCGUGUGCCUCCAGCUUGGCCAGUGAAGUGUUCCUGCAAAACUGGCUCCUGUCUCUGUUGGCUGGCAAAUGCCUGCCCUAGCAAAAGUGCCAAACCUUGAAACCAAAUUUGCCUGUAUCAACCUUUCUGAAAGUGAGGCCUGUCAGAAUUCUCUUUCAGAAGAGAGGUAAAAUUGGGUUGUUGUAGGGAAUCCAGAGUCUGAGGAGUUGGGUCUCCUUGCUAACCUCUGCUCCUUGUGCACUUUUAAUCAUUGUUCUGUUGAAAAAAAAAACCAACAUACUUGGAACUAGUUUGAAACUUGAAGUCAGUGAGCAGAGGACCAUCCCUUUUCCUUGCACCAUUCCAUGUGGAUUGGCUACCUGGUGAGCAAAAGCCCCUUCCAGCUGCAGCGUGUCAGCUCCUGCCCUUCCUGCCUCCCCCUUCUCCUCGAGUUGGAUUCUUUGGUCUCUUGUUGUUGCUUCCUAGCAAUGUUGGCCUUGCGUUCAACUAUGGUUUUUCUUCAUGUGUUUUAUUGGUUUAAAAAAAAAAAGACAAAAAAAUAAUUAAAAAAAACAACAAAAAAAAAGACAAAAAAAAAUACUUCCGGAGUGUGCUGACCAUUGUAUUGUCCUGUACAGAGCCCAGGUCGUUAGAGUCCAGCAGAGAUAAAGUGUGUUAUGCAGCACCCAGUUUUUUAAGAGUAUGGUUUGUGCCAAUGCCCCUUCUUUAGUAGUGCCAGAGACUCUUUACAAGUGCCAAUGUGGUGGAAAUUAUUUGGUUAUACUUGUAUAUUAUAGGAUCCUGAUUUAAGACAAUUUAAACAUUAUCCUAUUUAAAAAGAAUACUAUAUAAAAUGCUGUUUUUAAACCUUGUCAUUUGCAAUGCAUGUAUUGUUGUGCGUGUUGGGGGGCGGGGAGGGAAGAGGGUAGGGUAAAGGAGUUUCUGAAUAAGAUGCCCAGUGUCAGGAUCUAUUCAGACUCCAAACUGUCUCAUUCCAGUCCAGGAGUGUGAUUGUUUCUUGGAAUGAUCCCACUCUGACUGCUGGGCAACACGCUUAUUACAGAAAUAUCUGAUGGAAAUUGAUUUUCAUAUCUUUCUCCUGAAAUAAACUCUCUGUUUGAAAUUGGAAUAAAUUUUGUUCCUAAAAGCC